AUGGGUGAAGCCGACAGAAUUGGCCCUGAUAGUGGCCCGAAGAAGACAUUCGCCGAUCGAGCAAACAGCGUCAGAAAAGCAUUUCUGACCAAGAAUGGCCUUGUUGGCACAUAUGACUAUGCUUUUCUGUUCCGACCAAAUAUUCCAUUCAUGAAGAAAGACCGCCGUGCGAGCCCUUUCUUUGGCCUUAAUGACUCCAUGCCCGUUCUCCUGGCUCUCUUGCUGGGUCUUCAACAUGCUUUGGCUAUGCUUGCUGGCGUCAUGACCCCUCCGAUCAUCCUUUCCGGCGCUGGAGGUGUGAAUCUACCACUCGACUGGCAACAGUAUCUCGUCUCCACCUCCCUGAUUGUCUGUGGGAUUCUAUCAUCUAUUCAGAUUACCAGAUUCCAUAUCUACAAGACUCCAUACUUUAUCGGAACCGGAUUGAUCUCAGUCGUGGGCACUUCUUUCGCCAUCAUUCCAGUUGCAUCUGGAGCUUUUGCACAGAUGUACGCAAACGGCUAUUGUGAACUAGACUCCGAGGGUAACCGCCUCCCUUGUCCGGAUGCAUACGGCGCUCUCAUUGGAACUUGCGCUAUCUGUGCCUUGACUGAAAUUCUCAUUUCCUUCUUGCCACCAAAGACGCUGCAAAAGAUCUUCCCACCAAUCGUGACAGGUCCAACUGUCAUCCUCAUUGGUGUCCAUCUCGUGGAAACUGGCUUCAAGAACUGGGCAGGCGGCAGUGGUCUCUGCUCUGAACGCCCAGAAGAAGGCUUCUUCCGACUUUGCCCCAACAUCGCGGCCCCUCAUGCCCUUCAAUGGGGAAGUGCCGAAUACAUUGGUCUUGGCUUCCUGGUCUUCCUCACCAUCAUCCUUUGUGAGAGAUUUGGAUCUCCCAUCAUGAAAUCUACAAGUGUUAUUCUUGGCCUAUUGAUGGGAUGUAUUGUGGCCGGAGCUACUGGCUAUUUCGAUGACACAGGCAUCAACAAUGCACCAGCCGUGUCGUUCAUCUGGGUCAAGACCUUCAAGCUCUCUAUCUACGGACCUCUUGUCCUGCCCGUCAUGACUGUUUUCAUUAUCUGUGCCUGUGAGGCCAUUGGUGAUGUCACGGCAACUUGCGAUGUCUCUAGACUUGAGGUCGAAGGCCGACAAUUCGAGAGCCGUAUUCAAGGAGGUGUUUUGGCAGAUGGCUUGAAUGGCUGCCUCGCUGCUUUGAUGACGAUUACCCCCAUGUCGACUUUUGCUCAAAACAACGGUGUCAUUGCAUUGACAAGAUGUGCCAACCGCAAGGCUGGAUACUGCUGUUGCUUCUUCCUCAUUGUCAUGGGUCUUUUCGCCAAGUUCUCCGCCGCCCUUGUCGCUAUUCCUUCUCCCGUCCUCGGAGGCAUGACAACCUUCCUGUUCUGUGCUGUUGCAGUUUCAGGUAUGGCCAUUGUCAAUCGAGUUCCUUUCAACCGCAGAACGCGAUUUAUUCUCACCGCAUCUCUGGCCAUUGGUUAUGGUGCCACCUUGGUUCCUACCUGGUUCUCCUACGUCUUCACCUACAGUGGCGACAACCACGCACUCCGAGGUUUCUAUGACGCUAUCUCGCUUGUGAUGGAGACUGGAUUCGCUGUUACUGCCAUGAUCUCCAUGAUCUUGAACUUGAUUCUAGCUGACGAGAUCGAGGAUAUCCCAGAAGUCGUUGAGGAUGAGGUUCGCUCCGAGUCACCCGAUUCUGAUGCUAUCAACAAGGUGCAGAUGGAUAUGCCAACAAAGGAAGUUGUGUAA
This is a messenger RNA of Exophiala bonariae, 1749 nucleotides long. RefSeq lists its product as uncharacterized. Bases 1 to 1749 code for a protein of 582 amino acids. Gene Ontology annotation, molecular function: xanthine transmembrane transporter activity. The record is from RefSeq and is a predicted model, not a curated record. Gene Ontology annotation, biological process: transmembrane transport; xanthine transport. The transcript is spliced from 4 exons. Gene Ontology annotation, cellular component: fungal-type vacuole; plasma membrane. NCBI's taxonomy places the organism in Eukaryota, Fungi, Ascomycota, Eurotiomycetes, Chaetothyriales, Herpotrichiellaceae.